Ascoidea rubescens DSM 1968 is the source of this 2270-nucleotide messenger RNA. RefSeq names its product glycoside hydrolase family 76 protein. Gene Ontology annotation, biological process: carbohydrate metabolic process. The transcript has a single exon. Bases 199 to 1776 code for a protein of 525 amino acids. The record is from RefSeq and is a predicted model, not a curated record. Lineage: Eukaryota; Fungi; Ascomycota; Saccharomycetes; Ascoideales; Ascoideaceae.
AUUUUUUAUCUUUCAUUUUUCAUUUUUCAUUUUUCAUUUUUCAUUUUUUGUUUCAUAAUUUAAUACAUUUUAACAAAAUUCAAUACCCACUUUUCAACAAUAAAGAUAUAUAUUAAUAUAAUUGAAUUUCCAGUUUCAAUUAUUACUUCCAAUAUUGUCAACUUGAUCUUUAUUCAUUAUCAUUCAUCAAUCUCUAAAAUGAUCUUAUCUCGAUUCUCUCCCUUUAUCUACCAUUCUUUCUUUUUAUUCUUGUUAUUAAUCCCAUUAUCAUCCUCUGCUCUUCCACUAAAUCUUCGUCCCAUUCAUCAAUUUCAAAACAUUCAUACCAACAUUAAUAAUAAAACCAAUUAUAACCAUUCUCAUAAGAAAUAUUUGCAGAAAAGAGAUCCUUUAACUAUCACUUUAACUAAAGUGGAAGUAGUAACUCAUUUUAUAGUAACUCAACAAGUUUCCCAAUCUUUAGAAAUUAACAACUUAUCACAAUCCCCAUCUUCUUUAUCAUCUUCUUUACCAUCUUCUUUAUCGACUCUCUCUUCAGCUUCAAUUUCAUCAACUCUCUCAUCAGCAUCACCUUCUUCCACUUAUGUCUCAGAGGAAGCCUCUCUCAAUUCUCACAUAAACAUAGAUCCAGCUCAAGAGGGUGCAAACAUUAUCCAUAAACUUUGGCAACGAUUCUGGGACGACUCAACCUCCCAAUUCUUAUCUGAUCCAACUUGUAGUGACCAAAGAUCUACUCACGUAGUCUGGGACACAACCGUAACAUUUCAAGCUAUAGCCGAUGCUGAAAUCCUAUUCCCAACCCAAUUCUCUUCUCAUUUAUCGUUGGUCUAUAACAGAUUGCAAAAUUAUAAAAACUCUCAGCUAAACGUCUAUUCAGCUUCAACUAAUAAAGAUCUAGACAUCUAUUUAGACGACAACGCCCAAAUUGCUUCCGCCUUCAUAACUGCUUUCGAAGCGACUAACAAUGAAACCUACCUCAAUGAUGCUAUAACAAUAGUAAACUUCCUAUCUUCAAAUUGGGAUACCCAAUAUAAUGGUGGGGUUUACUGGAAAUACCAACAUGCUUACAGAGCUUCUAUCUCCACUUCGGAAUCUGCCCUAGCUGCUCUAAGAAUUUAUCGUUAUACUGGUAACCAAACCUUUCUAGAUUUCGGUGCUAAAUGUAUGGACUGGAUUCUUGAAACUUUGUUAGAUCCUUCUGACAAUUUGAUUUAUGAUGGCAUAACUGCAGAAACAACCAAUAAAGGUAAAUUGUCCUACCAUGUAGGCACUGCUUUGUCUGCUACCUCGUACCUUCAUAGAAUAACUGGUCUAUCGAAAUGGCAACAAUAUUCUGAAAUUUUGUCUUAUGCUGCAACUUCAAGGGAAACUGCAAUCUAUUAUAGAGACUUGCCUCAAUUAGAUAAAAGGUUUUGGAACAAUCCGUUAAAAUAUUCAGAACUAUUGUUUGAGGGAUUAGCUGAAUAUCUUCUCUUCAGUAACCCAACCGAUUACCAAGUUAAAAAUGAGCUCUUAAGAGAGGCAAGAUACAUAUAUAAAUGGCUCAAAUCCGACGAUGAUGGUCUAUAUUUCCAAACAACCCAGCUAAACAAAUUAACUCAAGAUAUCUUUGAUGAAAUGUGUGUUGUAUUUGAAACUGACAUCUUUGAAUAUGAUCCUGAUCCAUCUGAAUAUUGUGAUGGUGAUACCUCAAAUCCAAUUAAAAGAACUUUGUUAGCAACUGCUGCUGCUGCAAGAAUCUUCUUGCAAACCAGUUUAGUUACAGCAAUAAUUUAGUUUUACAUCUAAAACACUGCAAAAUAACAAUCAAUUUCCUGAUUUGUAUUUCUUUUUGUUUAUUUUCAAGCUAUUCUCAACCCUUUUGCUAUUUUUUUCUGUUUUGCUAUUUUGCUUCUCCAUUUUCACUUAUUCUUAUCUUUUCGUUUCCCUCUUAUUGAACAAUUUACUUGCUUUUUUCAUACAAAUCUCUCUCUAGUUUAAAACCCUUUUGUAAUAUAUUAUUGCCUAAUUCAACGUAAUGAUAAUCAUCAUCAUCAUCAUUAUUGUCACUGUAAUUCUAAUUGCAACUGUUACAAAAAUCGUAGGCAAGCAAUGAACUCAGUUGACGCAAUAAACUUUUUAGUUUUUUUCCAACACAUUGCCUUUAUUUUUCACUCCCUGAAAUUGUCUGACUUCUUUAGCAUUUUAGAACUAUUCACUGAUUUCAAGCUGAAUGAUUAUGAUUAAAAACAAUUUAGACGUUCUUAGGUUUUCUUGUGAUUCAGUAACAA